Molecule: messenger RNA, 444 nt
Organism: Clupea harengus (Atlantic herring)
Lineage: Eukaryota; Metazoa; Chordata; Actinopteri; Clupeiformes; Clupeidae
Product: adhesion G-protein coupled receptor G7-like
Exons: 4
Coding region: 1-444 (147 amino acids)
Biological process (GO): G protein-coupled receptor signaling pathway; cell surface receptor signaling pathway
Cellular component (GO): membrane
Molecular function (GO): protein binding; G protein-coupled receptor activity
Source: RefSeq, a predicted model, not a curated record
AUGAUAAAGACUAACUUCUGUGAAGGGAAAACUGUGAAUGGUUUCACUUUCUCAAGAACUGUGAUCGGCUGGUCUGCUUACUCCACUGAGAAAUGUGGAUCUGAGACCAAUAAUGCUGACAUUUCAGAAGCUUCUGCCAGAUGUGUAAAAAAUGAAACAGGAACUCCUCAGUUUGGUCAGGUGCAGAAGACAGACUGUGGAUUAACUCUCAACGACCUCCUGAGUAACAUUACUGGCCCUAUCAAUGAGGAGACGAGGAAGACUUUGGCGAGAAGCACACAGAUGCUGACUUCCAGUCCAGAAAAACUGACAUCCUCGAACAUCACCUCUGCUGCACAGAUUAUCAACGCUGUCCUAAAUAGCAGUACGACGAUAACUGAGGUAACGAUAUACUACUGUACAUAUGGUCACAGCAAUCUGCUUCCAACAGUUCACCUUGGAUAG